This is a messenger RNA of Pyrenophora tritici-repentis Pt-1C-BFP, 834 nucleotides long. RefSeq lists its product as uncharacterized. Lineage: Eukaryota; Fungi; Ascomycota; Dothideomycetes; Pleosporales; Pleosporaceae. The record is from RefSeq and is a predicted model, not a curated record.
AUGUCAGCCUACGAUAUGAACUUUGAGCAACGAGCGCCUUCGAUGGAUAUGACUUCAGUUGAGCUGAGAGAUAUGAGUUCGCCGGCUCCAACAUACAGCUCUACCUUUCACUCAGAAGACAUUUCCAGCACGUCGCCCCGACAUGCCUCCGUAGCUACGUCGAAGAGCGGCACUCCGAACAACCCAUAUUAUCAGUCGAACAAACAUUGGCCACUUCCUUUGACACCUCAUCCAGAGCUAAAGGCACCUGCAAAAGACGAGGAGGAAGCUCAAGUCAAGCCUGACUAUCAAGACCCAAAACACCCUCAUUUUGCACAAUCUAUCGGCCCAGACUUCCCAACAACACUUCCUCCACGCAGCCGAAUGCCACAAAAACGAGUGCUUAUACCAUGGAUACUCUUCAUAAUCUUCUUCCUCAUAACAUUGUGGUACACGUCGAUGCUAUUUGGCGCACGCUUCCUCUCCAUCACCCGACCCCUACCACCCCCAACACCACAAAUUAACGUCUACAUCAACGGCGACAUCUUCCAGGGCGCAGCUACACUCUCCAUAUCAACGGCAGUCAUACAAACCAGUAGCCCGACGUCUACCCCACCACGCCCAACACCAACGCCUGAGCCUAGUAGCAGCGGAGAUGCACUUCCCGAUAUGAGCAAUGACCUAGAUAGAAUAUUCACACAGCAGCAGGCGCGCAGCAUAGCGGCGCCUACGGCUUUUGUAACGGUCACGAGAGGGUGGGAUAGUUUGAGGGAUCCAGGAUGUAUGGUUUUGGGUUGUAAACAUGUCGCUGUGCCGCAAUACGACUUCUAUGCGAGGCUGCACCAGUGGCUGUGA